Molecule: messenger RNA, 1156 nt
Organism: Lactuca sativa (garden lettuce)
Lineage: Eukaryota; Viridiplantae; Streptophyta; Magnoliopsida; Asterales; Asteraceae
Product: putative F-box protein At4g09190
Molecular function (GO): protein binding
Source: RefSeq, a predicted model, not a curated record
CAGAAGAAUGUCAGAUAAUUUAUGUGAAGAGUUGAUGGUUGAAAUCUUGACAAGACUACCACCAAAAUCCCUCCUCCGAUUUAGAUCAGUCUCAAAAUCAUUAUGUUCUUGUAUUGAUACUUGUAUUAAUAGCCCUGAUUUCAUCCGCAUGCACACUUGUCGAUCCCCACAAAGGAUCCUGCUGACACACAGAGUUAAACGAACUCUAAAAUACAAACGAUAUCGUAAUGCCGCCUUUUGUACGUUACAUGCAAAAGAGCAAUUGCCAUUGCCAUUGUCAUUGUGUACAACACCAGUCGUUUUACCACGCAGAAAGGCCACUCCUCAUGGUUCAUGUAAUGGAAUUCUUCUACUGUCAGACGCAGUUUAUGGUUGUGGAAAUGGAAAUGGUGUAAUUAGUCUAUGGAACCCUUCAAUCAUGCGCCAACUAACCCUCCCUGAUUGUCCUCUUCGGAGAUGCUCUGGUGGGAUGGCGAUCGGGCUUGGAUUCGACCCAAUCACUGAUGAUAACAAGGUUGUGAGUAUUCCUGCAUAUGGAAAUACAAGAAUUUUAAAAAGUUCAUUUGUAUACGCCAUGAAGACAGGCGCUUGGCAUCCGAUUGAUUCCCCUAUGCCUUUGUAUUUUAAAGUGUUAUCAAGAGCACGUUAUCUCAAUGGGGUAUUGCAUUGGGUGGUCGAACGUUAUUCUACUGAUUCAAAUUACAUAAAACUUGGUUAUAUAAUGACAUUCGAUUUGAGCAGUCAUGUUUUUGGGAUGCUUGAUUUGCCAAAACCCAGUUGGAAAACUCAAGAACUAGCAACCAUCCAAGGUUCUCUGGCUGUGAUUUCUAGUGUUUCUAACGAUAGUUGGAUUUGGGUGAGGGGAGAGGCAAAUGAUUCUUGGUCUGUGGUUUCUAAAUUGAAAACAGAAGAUGGAGCAGAAUUAAGGAAAGUGUUGGAACUGACCAACAAUGGUGAUUUGUUGCUCGAUGUUUUAUUGAAAAAAUUCUAUGUUUACACUCCUAAGACAGGGGCACUAUCAACACUAGCGGACUUCAAUGAUGCUUCUUCCUUGGUUGACAUGGAUGCGUAUGUGGAAACCCUUCAGUUGUUUCACAUAGGGACUGCUUGUGAGAAGGCAACCCCUCUUUUCUUGCAGACUUCUUCUUUCAAAUGA